This is a messenger RNA of Penicillium antarcticum, 1416 nucleotides long. Its product is annotated as actin family protein. Lineage: Eukaryota; Fungi; Ascomycota; Eurotiomycetes; Eurotiales; Aspergillaceae. Gene Ontology annotation, biological process: regulation of transcription by RNA polymerase II. The transcript is spliced from 3 exons. The record is from RefSeq and is a predicted model, not a curated record. Gene Ontology annotation, molecular function: chromatin binding. Bases 1 to 1416 code for a protein of 471 amino acids. Gene Ontology annotation, cellular component: SWI/SNF complex; NuA4 histone acetyltransferase complex.
AUGAACCCUUCCAACCCACCUCAAGCUGCCGAGUAUGGCGGAGACGAGGUGUCCGCAAUUGUCCUGGACCCAGGAUACGCAACCACUCGCGCAGGCUUCGCAGGUGAAGAUGCUCCCAAGUCACUGAUCCCCACCUACUACGGAAAGUACAACGCCGACGGACAAGAAAAGCUCAUCUACGGCGAUGAUAUCUUCGUUACCCCGCGACCUGGUCUGUCCAUCCACAACCCUAUCAACAAGGACGGAAUCGUCGAGGAUUGGGAUAUGGCAGAGAAGGUGUGGGAGCACUCAUUCACUUCGCGACUCACCGGAACGAAACCGGGCAACCCUUUCCAGAAUGGAUUGAACGACAUUCCUAGCGAAGAGCUCCCAACAGAGAUGGAGGUGGAGUCGGAGGAGAAGCCUCUCUCGGACAGCCCAUUGUUGAUGACGGAGCCUGGAUGGAACCCGGCCAAGGCGCGUGAGAAGACCAUUGAAAUCGCAAUGGAGAAAUGGGAUACCCCAGCCUUUUACCUGGCGCGCACAGGUGUUCUUGCUGCUUUUGCUUCUGGCAAGGCUUCUGCCCUCGUUGUCGACAUUGGCGCUUCUAACAUCUCCAUUACUCCGAUCCACGACGGUAUGAUCCUGAAACGUGGUGUGCAACACUCUCCGUUUGGAGGUGACUACAUUUCGUCGCAGAUCAACGCAUUGUUCAAAUCUAACUCUCCGCAACCGAUUACAAUUACGCCACACUACCUUAUCAGCGCAAAGGCUGCCGUCGAAGCUGGUCAAGCUCCCCAGGCGAAAUACAAAACUUUCCCUGCCGACAAGGCACCUGAUGCGUCAUACCGCGCCCUUCUCGAGGAGCGUACACUCGGCGAGUUCAAAGAAUGUGUCGUUCAGGUGUGGCCCGGGCCAACCAGACUCUCUGCCCUUGGACCCACGGGCGUUUCCAACGAGGAUAUGGCCCGUACCUCGCCCGGCCGUCCCUUCGAGUUCCCCGAUGGAUACAACCAGGUGUUUGGUGUCGAGCGCUUCCGCGUGGUGGAAUCGCUGUUCGAUGCCAAGGCUGCCAUUCCCGAUCCCGAAUCUUCUUUCGCUCCCCCUACUCCCGCCCAAACCAUCCCAGAACUUAUCAAGGCCUCUUUGGCUGGCGUUGAUGUGGAUAUCCGUCCCCACUUGCUGGCCAAUGUCGUUGUGACCGGCGGCUCAAGCUUGCUCUAUGGCUUUACAGACCGUUUGAACCAUGAGCUGAUGCAGAUGUUCCCUGGCCCCCGAGUUCGUGUUACCGCCCCUGGUAACACCUCAGAGCGUCGCUUCGGAUCUUGGAUCGGAGGAAGUAUCUUGGCCAGCCUGGGAACCUUCCACCAGAUGUGGAUCUCCAAGAAGGAGUACGAGGAACAUGGACCUAACAUCGUGGAGAAGCGUUGCAAAUAA